Molecule: messenger RNA, 756 nt
Organism: Arachis ipaensis
Lineage: Eukaryota; Viridiplantae; Streptophyta; Magnoliopsida; Fabales; Fabaceae
Product: UvrABC system C protein
Source: RefSeq, a predicted model, not a curated record
CGCAAUUAAAUCGGCUUGACCGUUAAAUUUCUUAGAUGGUGGUUUAACGGCUUGAUGUUUGGUUCGGUUUUCAAAACCUUACCAUAUAAAACUCGGUUUAAUUAGGCGCCAGUUGCAUAAUCUAUUUCUAGACUCUUCUUUUCUCCCUUCUCCGUCUCCCGCACCAAUCCAUCUUCGCAUCAAGUUUGAAACUGACCGACAAAAAUGGCCGGUGGGAAUUUUAUGCACAGAGUUAUUUCAUACGUUGUGAAUGAGGUUGUUGUCAAUGGUCUUGCCAACAGCCCUGCAUUUCAGAGGUUUGCGGUAAGGACAUCAAAGCAAAUUGAAAAUAUUUCGAAACAAGCUGUUCAGAAAAGGCAAGAGUUAGCGGAGCAGAUCAAGGACAUCUCGAAAAAUAUGGAAGAUUCAUUCAAGAGCCGCUGAUUUUGUUAUUCUUCCUAAAUUGCUGAAGAAAAUAAAGGUGGUGAUUUCUCUUUGCCAAGGAUUUUUUAUGAAGACUAAGAUAGAGUGUAUGUAAAUUUCUUUUGUAAUUGACCUUUGCCUGGUUGGUUUUUUUCCCUUUUUUUCCUCAUGAUCUGAAGCCUUGUGUAAUUGCCUGCUUCUAGUUUACAUGGCGAACCAGAAAAACAGCAGGAUUAGGAUAUUACGUAGUUUAUGAUAUUUUGGAGCAGCAUACUGGGCAGCUAUUUCUUUCAAAUUGUAGAAGAUUGAUUACAAAUAAUAUUGGAACUUGUGUAUAGUUGUUCCUUCUUUACA